This is a messenger RNA of Venturia canescens, 1505 nucleotides long. RefSeq names its product Probable tRNA N6-adenosine threonylcarbamoyltransferase Tcs3 (gene Tcs3). Gene Ontology annotation, biological process: tRNA threonylcarbamoyladenosine modification. NCBI's taxonomy places the organism in Eukaryota, Metazoa, Arthropoda, Insecta, Hymenoptera, Ichneumonidae. The coding region runs from base 469 to 1476 and encodes 335 amino acids. The transcript has 4 exons. The record is from RefSeq and is a predicted model, not a curated record. Gene Ontology annotation, cellular component: EKC/KEOPS complex; cytoplasm.
GUUUUUUUUCUAUUUUAUGGGAGUUACAAUAACCUGAAGGAGAUUUUUUUAAUUUAACUUUCAGCCGUGUAGUAAUUGAAGAUUUGUUAAGGAAAAGUGUAGAGAAUAGAAAAUACACAUUCUGAUAGGCAGGUUAAAUAUAUUCAAUCCCCACAAAAGACAUGAAAAGUGGAACGCAGUAGUUGACGUGAAUCGCCGGCCGAAAAGACUGUCAUUCACCAUUCACGUGAUUUGUUGACAGUUUGUCAACUUUGCCGAUCAGCGUGAUUUACAAGUAUUGCAUCCCAAUGGACUGUGUAAAAUUCUUUUAAUACCCAAAUGAAAUAGAACGUAACUGUGUUUUCAAGUCAUGCCAUGUCAAUGUGCUUCUGGAACGACACGAAAGAAUUUUCUACCGGCAGAUUGAAAAUUCGAACUUAUAACCUACAAAUUUUUGAAACUUUGUAUAAGUAAAAAAAAACAACAACAAUGGUAAUAGCAAUCGGUUUUGAGGGGAGUGCUAAUAAAAUCGGUAUAGGAAUAACAAAAGAUGAUCAAGUAUUGUCGAAUGUAAGACGGACUUAUGUCACACCUCCAGGCGAAGGUUUCUUGCCAAAGGAAACUGCGAUCCAUCAUCGAACUCACGUUCUGGAAAUCUUGGAAAAGGCAUUGAAAGAUGCAAAAUUAAGUAUGAAGGAUGUCGAUGUUAUUUGUUAUACAAAAGGUCCGGGCAUGGGAGGUCCUUUGACUGUCCUAGCAUUGGUUGCUCGUACAAUGGCCCAACUUUACAACAAACCUAUCAUAGGAGUAAAUCAUUGCAUCGGACACAUAGAAAUGGGAAGAUUAAUAACGGGAAGCAAAAAUCCUAUUGUACUUUACGUUUCUGGUGGAAAUACCCAAGUAAUUGCAUAUUCCAGACAACGUUAUCGAAUAUUCGGGGAAACUAUUGAUAUUGCAGUUGGAAAUUGUUUGGAUAGAUUUGCACGAUUGUUGAAAUUAUCCAAUGAUCCGAGUCCUGGCUACAAUAUAGAACAGUUAGCGAAAAAGGGUACGAAAUUGGCACCGUUGCCUUACGUGGUGAAAGGAAUGGAUGUCUCUUUUUCCGGUAUUUUGUCAAACGUCGAAGAACAUUUGGACGUGUGGUUGACCAGUGGAGAAUACAGCAAAGAGGAUCUUUGUUUUUCUCUGCAAGAGACAACUUUUGCAAUGCUGAUCGAAAUAACUGAACGUGCGAUGGCUCAUGUCGGAUCGGAUGAGGUACUAAUUGUGGGCGGAGUCGGUUGUAACGAGAGACUGCAAAAAAUGAUGGGCGUCAUGUGCGAGGAACGAGGAUCGAAACUGUACGCAACCGACGAACGUUUUUGCAUCGAUAAUGGCGUGAUGAUCGCUGUCGCUGGAGCUCUCGAGUAUCAGAGCGGAAAACCUACACCUUGGGAACAGACAACAUGCUCACAGAGAUUUCGUACCGAUGAAGUUUUCGUUUCGUGGAGGGAUUAAACGAAUAAAGUGAAAAAAAAAUGAUCGAA